AUGCAGAACAUGAAUGAGCAUCACUUGGCCGAUUUAGAAGAAGGAUCGGGGGGGACUCCCAACAAGAGGAACAACCCAGAAAAGGAGCCCCCCUCAAAGGGGAAGACAAAUAAAGAAGUCCAGCGACGAGGCCCUCCACCGCAUUCGCCGCGGCGGUGUCAGAAGGGAGGUACCGUCGAUCCGGAGGGAGGCGACAGCGUGAGUGGUAAUGGCGGAGUGAGUGAUGGCCCAGAGAAUGGUCGCGGCGUGAAUAGCAAGGGGGUGAACCCAGAACAGGAAGAACCGCCCCCUGGGGGGCUUCAAAGGGGAAGCUGCCAGACGGGCGCCACCGUCAGUCAGAGAGAUGACCCCAACGAGAAUGACCCCCGCAGUGGUUCCAAUGAGAAUACAGGUGCAGUCGCGUCACAGGUGCGGAGCCAGGUGAGCCACGGGGAGGUACCUAGCAAGGGGGAGGCGCUGGUGGGUGGAGAAACACCAGGUGAGGACAAUUCUAUCGAAGAAGCACCCAGUGAAGUGACAAGCGAAGAGAACCCGUCCGAGGAAAAAUCAUCCGAGGAAAAUUCGUCGGAGGAAAAUUCGUCGGAGGGAAAGCCGUCGGAGGGAAAGCCGUCGGAGGGAAAGCCGUCGGAGGAAAAUCCGUCGGAGGGAAAGCCGUCGGAGGAAAAUCCGUCGGAGGGAAAGCCGUCGGAGGGAAAGCCGUCGGAGGAAAAUCCGUCCGAGGAAAAUCCGUCCGAGGAAAAUCCAUCGAGGGAAAAUCCAUUGCCGGAAAAACCGCCGGGGGAAAAACUGCCUCGGGAAGAACCAUCGAAGAGCGAGCAAAACCGAGGCAGCCUCGCACACAGGUCCACCAAGUCCGACAGCACGAACACCGUGAGCAGCGACCUAAUAAAAAUAAGCCAGAAGAGCGAGGAGUGGGAGCAACCAAAGAAAUGGAGCUUCUCCCUUCUCCUCACAAAUAUAAAAUCCAUGGUACUGACAAACUACAUUUAUGUAGCCAAGAGAUGCGGCAUCCCCAACCAGCCCAACAAACCAGGACCAGUGCUUGCCAUCAGUGUAGAAAAAGAAAACACAAAUGAAGUGAAAAACAUUAUCGUGCAAACCCCAUGCGCGUACGAAAAGUAUACACUGAAAGGAAAAUUAAUUCAACACAAGACGCUGUACCCUUGUACAGUCACCUGUAUGAUGUAUGGCAGCAUCGGAGGAAUCGGGAAGACGGUCAUUUUAGGCCUGCAAAAUGGGUUCAUACUGGUUUAUAAGAGCAUUGAAUUUGAGUGCAUCCUCAAAUUGAAUACAAAGGAAUGUCUGGAGAAAUAUCUUAAGAGCUCUUCUGCUUCGUCUGCUAUGAAGCGUUUUAAUAAUACCCACGUGAAGAGUGCCCUGAUGGAUAGGUAUAGUGGGACGAAUGUACAGAAACAGUCGGGUAACUUUGGCACUCGCGGUGGUAAUACGAACGAUGGAGAAGACUACAACGAUCUGUCCUAUCAGAUUUCCGGACUCUCCGUCAAGUCCACCUUUGCCAAUUUUAUCCACUGGAUCAUCGCGGGGAACAUGCAGGGCUACAUCUUCGUGUGGGAGGUUCCCAGUGGGAACAUCAUCAAGAUUCUUAUGCAUCCGCACCACCUCUUCGGCCAUGUAAAGGGGGGCUCGCGCGACAGCGAUGAUGGGAGUGGUAGCAGUGAUGAUGGGAGUGGUAGCAGCGAUGAUGGGAGUGGUAGCAGUGAUGAUGGGAGUGGUAGCAGCGAUGAUGGGAGUGAUGGAAGUGAUGAUGGGAGUGGUAGCAGUGAUGAUGGGAGUGGUAGCAGUGAUGAUCGGAGUGGUAGCAGCGAUGAUGGGAGUGGUAGCAGCGAUGAUAGCAGUGACAAUUUCCAUCGCGCAGGCCGCACCAAUAAUCGUCCAGGAAAGCGAAAAAAGAAAAAGAAGAAGAAAAAGAGAAAAAACAUCCCAAAACGCAGCAACGGUGGGGGGGGUCAGCAGGAGCAGGAGGAAAAACAAGACCAAGACGAAGUAGAAGACGAAGCAGACUCCUUCACCCUCGAAGACGACGACUCCUGCAGCAAGCCGGACUAUGAAGAAAACUCCAGCGACUUCCCCGGCGGCAGCUACUUGAGCGACUCGGACGAGUAUUGCAACUCCACCGAUCAAGACAACGGCAGAAGAGGGGGUGGCGCCGCCGCCAUAGGAAUAUUACGUUCGAGGGGAAAGAAAAGAAAAAAAAAAAAAAAACAAAAAAAAAAAAAAAAAAAAAACAGAAAAGAGAAAAAUAUGCCAAACAAAUGCUACGUAUCAGCCAUAUUAGCAGUCACGCAUAAAUACGAACUGUGGGUCGCAUUCGGAAGUGGAUAUAUAGCCGUGUACGAUUUAUAUGACUUCCAGUUGCUUCUCUACACCUGCAUAUCCAAAAGCCCCAUCAUGGACUUAAAGUACUCCAAGCUCUUGGAAGACGUCUUUUUACUAAUAGGCAAUAAUUACAUUUCUGUAUGGGACACAAAAACGCUCAAGCAGAUUAAGAAGCUCCCCACGAGCCACGUCACGAAAACGUCUUCCCUGUCUACUUUAUACCUUCUAGAACGUCCAACUGUUUGGAAAAACAGGAAAAUCGUUUUGAUUGCCGGUUGUAAUGAUGGAUCCAUCUCGGUGACAAAUGUUACGAAGAAGUUGGAUGGAGAUUUGACCUUUUCUUAUGUCCGGACAUAUGAGAAACACUUCGAGCCUUAUGUCCCCAUCAGUUACAUCUGCAUCCACCCCAGUAUCAAUGCGGCCUUCGUCGGGGACGCCAGUGGCGUCGUCUUUACGCUCCCCAGAAUUCUGAACACGCUCAAGCACGACGAUGCGCAAAGGUGA
Messenger RNA from Plasmodium inui San Antonio 1, 2841 nucleotides. RefSeq lists its product as hypothetical. Gene Ontology annotation, molecular function: protein binding. Bases 1 to 2841 code for a protein of 946 amino acids. Lineage: Eukaryota; Apicomplexa; Aconoidasida; Haemosporida; Plasmodiidae. The record is from RefSeq and is a predicted model, not a curated record. The transcript has a single exon.